Molecule: messenger RNA, 3680 nt
Organism: Medicago truncatula (barrel medic)
Lineage: Eukaryota; Viridiplantae; Streptophyta; Magnoliopsida; Fabales; Fabaceae
Product: histone-lysine N-methyltransferase ASHR3
Exons: 11
Coding region: 79-1359 (426 amino acids)
Cellular component (GO): nucleus
Molecular function (GO): histone methyltransferase activity; protein binding
Source: RefSeq, a predicted model, not a curated record
AUUUUCCCUUUUUUUCAACUCAUAGUUGUCCAUCUGAAACCCUUUUCCUUGCUAGGGUUUCAGAUUCCAACCAUCACCAUGCUAGAUUCGGGGAACUUAGCACCGUCUCCGCCUCUCUCGGCACCAUGCUCCGUUACGGAUGCUGCCCCCGCUGCCCCCAAUGCCGCCUCUGGUUCUUCUGACAAUGGCUCCUCUGCCUAUGCUAGGGUUUUAAAGAGGACUCGGGGUUCUCUCCGUAAAACAGACAAACACAAGAGUUUGUGGGAUCGCCUUACAGAUCCUCAAUCUCUUCCUUUUCUCGUUGCUGCUUCGAAGAUGGUUGAAUGUUGUUUCUGCCACCAUGCUUUGUGUCCUGAGGAUGAGCUGUUGUGUUCUGUUCGUGGAUGUGCUGCUCGCUAUCAUAAAGAAUGUGCUAAACAAGCUGUUGGGGUUUCAAAUCUCAAGAAAUUCAAGUGUCCGCAACAUGUGUGCUUCAUUUGCAAGCAAAAGUUGAAUUUGUUGCGGUGUGUCCGUUGCACGGUGGCUUUCCAUACUAAAUGUGCACCAUGGCCAGAAGCCGUGAUCCGUCUGGAAGAUCAUCCUGGGCAAGCUGUUUGUUGGAGACAUUCUGAUUGGCGCCUGGACAAAAAGGAGCAGCCUGAUACUUCAACAAGUGACAUUUCGGAAGUAUUUUGUCGUUUGCCUCUUCCUUUUGCUAACGAGGAAUUCAAGAUUGACUUCACUUGGAAAGACAUGGACAAUAAGAUGGAGCCACCACCAUACACACACAUAAGGCGCAACAUGUACCUAGUGAAGAAAAAGCGUAGUGAUGUUGAUGAUGAUGUUGGGUGCACCAACUGCAGUUCUACUUGCUCUAAUGAUUGUGUAUGCAGGGUUCAAUGCAUAAGCUGCUCAAAGGCUUGUCGGUGCUCUGAAAAUUGUAGUAAUCGGCCAUUUCGAAGGGAAAAACAAAUCAGGAUUGUCAAGACUGAGUUUUGUGGAUGGGGAGUUGAGGCUGUUGAAACAAUUGAGAAAGGAGAGUUUAUAAUUGAGUAUAUUGGAGAAGUUAUUGAUGAUGCUUUAUGUGAACAAAGGCUUUGGGACAUGAAAUAUAAGGGUGUGCAGAAUUUUUAUAUGUGUGAGAUUCGGAAAGACUUCACAAUAGAUGCAACUUUCAAAGGAAAUACAUCACGCUUUUUAAACCAUAGCUGUGAUCCGAAUUGUGUUUUGGAGAAGUGGCAAGUAGAUGGUGAAACACGCAUUGGUGUAUUUGCUGGUCGUUCAAUAGAAGUUGGAGAGCCAUUGACAUACGAUUACAGCUUCCAACAGUAUGUAGAGCUUGAACUCCCAAUUUACUCGUCGAGAAUCUUCCAACAGUGACCCAUAUUGUGUCUAAAGGACUUUCAGCAACUUCUCCAAGUGAUUUGAGAGAUGCAUGCUCACAUACCUCAUACUUCAACAAGCUUGAUGAAGUUUCAGUCUUCCGUGCUCUCUGAGUACCCCACAUGGUUUGGUCUCUGACACUAUAAUUAAGUCUCUUUUCGCGACAUGCUUGCCUGAGACGAAAACACCUAUGGUGUUUACACUCUCGGGUCUUCUCUGCUCCGUGUUAACUACAUCCACUUUCUACUGACAAAGAAAAUUCGUCCAAAGUAUCGGCUUGCAGUUUCGUCACUUUGGGAUGUGACGAGUGAUUUUCUCCUUCUUUGACAUGCUCAUCUUCGAAGUCGGAAGGCUUCUCAACAUCACCUUCGACGUUGCUCGUCCCACUCUGCGGCUUUUGCAUCGCCAUCAACAUGGUAAAAAGCUUGUUGAAAUUCUCGUCCAUUUUAGCGGCAAACUUUUCCAACUUCGUUUGAAUUUCGUUCAAGCUAACCUAUGUGUUAGCAAUCUUCUCAUCCAACAUGCUGACUCGAGCCUCCAUGGUAUUUGUGUUCUUUUUAUUUUUAUUUUUUAUGGUGGCAGUUUGGGGUGAAUGGGUUGUUUGUGUUUUGUUCAGUUUCUGAAUGUACUGCUUAUUCUAGUGUGGUUGUGAAUCAGUUUUGGUUGGCUAAGGAUUCUAUCUCCCUACUUGUUACUAUUUGCAGAAAUCUAGGGAGGCAAAAAAUUAGGAACUCAGUUAUGUUCAGAAAGAUAUGGAUCCAUUUACGAAUUAAAAAUUAGGGCGAGAAAAGAUAGGGUUUCAGUUAUGUUGUUUCAGGAAGAUAGGGGUUUGGUUGCUGUUUGAGAACAAAUAGGGAGUCAGUUAUUCAAAAUUUCUAGAUAUGGCUUGUGAGUGAAAGGAGAAGGUUCGAAGGUUGGCUUAGGUUUCUGACUGGUUUUGAUUCUUGGAUGACGGAAUAGAGGAGGCAGUGAUACUCUAAUCUGGUAGGUCGGACCAAUUUGAUAGGAACCAGUGGAUCCUAACGGGCCACUUACUAAUAAUCUACUUAAACCUAAUUCACUACCUAUUAAUUACUUAAAACACCCUCUCAUACUAGAUCCUAACAUAAUUCAUGUGUUACACAGUUGAGCUAUGUCAUUUAUAUGCUGAAACAUUAAAUGAAUAGAAAUGUCAAUGCUAUCGUAUUUAUAAUAUUUAUACCAUUACCAAGUUUGAUACAUAUAUAGUUUAUAUUGAGGGCUUCUCAUAAACUUAGUGAAAACAUCUGUCAAUUGAUCAUUUGAACCAACAAAGCUAGUGGUCAUGUAUCUUGAUAAAUAUUCUCUCCAAUAAAAUGACAAACUCAACAUGCUUAGUUUUCUCAGGAAGUGCUGGAUUUGAGGAGCAAUGUGAAAAUCAACUUGAUUAGGACAGAUGUGUGUCAUCUAUAUAACCUAUCAGAAUCCAAGCUCCUUAAGUAACUGUUUAAGCCACAUGAGCUCAUAUGUAGCUGAUGCUAUGGCUUGAUAUUGUGUUUCAGCAUUAGACUGUGCUACAACAUUCAACUUCUUACUUUUCUAGGAGAUAAGGUUGCCCAAUCAGCAUUUGAAUAUCCUGCAACUUGAGGAUGACCCUUGUUUUCCUAAAUAAGAACUUUCCCCGAAGCUUCUCGAAUGUACUUUGCGAUAUGAACUGACAUCCCAACAUCUUUCUUAUGGUCAGUUAAGAAGUUGACUUACCAUACUUAUAAUGAUAUAAUUUAGUUUGCACACCAAUCUUUGGUAUCAUCUUAGGAUCUAAUUUAGUUUGCCAACCAAUCUAUGCAUUAGGAUCCAUAGAAGUGUUAACACGUUAAACAUUUAUCAAACUUAUUUACUCUAGAAUGUCCAUGGAUACCUCCUCUAAGAAAUUACAAUACAAUCCUUGGAUUGUGCUACCUCUAAGAAGUAUCAAAGCCUGUCAAGUUCUUGUCAGAAAAUGGAGGCAAAGAAGUUGUUUAUCUAUGCAGUACCAUGAUAAUCAUUCCUUGUAAUGUCAAUGUUGUCAAAUACACAGCCAAGUAAAUACAUUCUCUGGUCGAAUGUCAGUAGAAGACCAAGUGAUCUACUCACUUUGUGUCGUGUCAAACUGUUGAGUAAUAUUGGUAAUUGUUUUUUUUUAAGUGCUAGACUGGAAGUGGUUUUGGUGAGGAAGUAAUAUUGCUAAUCUACUAAGUCAUACUCUAAGAGACUGUUUAAGGCCAUUGGCGAGGACAACAAACUUGCAAAAAAACUCCCCUGAGAAACAAAUCUAGAAGGUUACACCAUUUAAACUUCUUGAUUUAAUGAGUGAAAGCAUU